This is a messenger RNA of Helicoverpa armigera (cotton bollworm), 2492 nucleotides long. RefSeq lists its product as uncharacterized. The coding region runs from base 36 to 2492 and encodes 818 amino acids. Gene Ontology annotation, biological process: DNA integration. Lineage: Eukaryota; Metazoa; Arthropoda; Insecta; Lepidoptera; Noctuidae. Gene Ontology annotation, molecular function: nucleic acid binding. The transcript is spliced from 3 exons. The record is from RefSeq and is a predicted model, not a curated record.
CACAGGGUUCAAAGUAUAUUUUACUAUCUACAGCGAUGGUUGAGGUAUCCAAUCCAACAACUAAUAAAACAGAAAGGGCACGAGCAUUAUUGGACUGCGGGAGUCAAUCCUCAUUCAUGACACAAUCUCUAAAGGAUAAAUUAUGUCUAUCAGGUCCAAUUGAAUUAAAUAAUUUAAACAACAUAGUCAAUAUCCAAUGUCAUCAUUCUUUGUCUUCAUCAGACAUAGUGGAAAAAGAUUUUAAUCAGCAAAUUUCCAGAUUCUGGGACCUUGAAGAAAUACCAUUAAAAUCAACAUUAAGUCAUGAGGAACGGCUAUGUGAAAAACACUUUAUAACUCACACUGAACGAUUAACUACUGGCAGAUUUUCUGUUAGAUUACCCCUUAAAGAUUCACCCAAUUGUUUAGGAGAAUCAUACACACUAGCAAAAAAACGGUUUCAUCUUUUAGAAAAAAGAUUUAGAAAGCACCCACAGCUUAAAUUAGAGUAUGUUAAGUUUAUAAAGGAAUAUGAACAGCUGGGUCAUCUCUCACAAUCUGACAUAUUACGCCCUGAUCUUUCAUAUUUUUUAUGCCACCAUGCUGUAUUCAAAGAAAAUAGUGAAUCAACCAAAAUUCGGGUUGUGUUUGAUGGCUCAGCUGCUACUUCAUCUGGGCUGUCAAUAAAUGACAUUCUCAUGGUAGGUCAAAAUUUGCAGGAUUCUCUUUUCUCCAUUUUAGUACGGGCUAGACAGCAUAAAUAUCUUUUAACCGGAGAUGUAGAAAAAAUGUAUCGCAUGGUGGAACUCAAUGAUAAAGACAGAAAUUUACAGCUUAUACUAUGGAGAGACGAUGAAUCUUUACCUAUCAAGACAAUGAAACUUAAUACUGUCACCUAUGGUAUGGCAAGUUCCAGCUAUUUGAGCACUCGUUGUCUUUGGCAGCUCGGUGAAGACUAUCCAGAUGUUAUAAUUAAAAAUGUUAUUCAACAUGAUUUUUAUGUAGACGAUAUGAUCACUUCAAGUGAUAGCGAGCAAGAGCUAAAGCAUAUUCUUAAUGGAGUUACUGCGGCAUUAAGGUUAGGUUGUUUUAAUUUAAGAAAACUUAAAAGUAAUUUAAAAACUCUGUUUGAUUCUUCUUCAAUAAAUACUGAUGAUAAAUUAACUCUCAGUGAGUCUUCUAGUACAUUAGGUUUGGGUUGGGACCCAUCAACUGACACACUUCAUUUUCCUAUACAUUCAUCAUUGUUAUCAAAGAACAAUAACCCAACUAAACGUUCAAUACUGUCAAACUUGUUUAAAAUUUUUGAUCCACUGGGUUUGCUCAGUCCAUGUGUUGUUCAAACAAAAAUCAUCUUGCAACAACUUUGGUUGGAGAAGUUAGGCUGGGAUGAUCAUAUUCCAGAAGAAAUUUCCAAAGCAUGGGACAAGUUUUCUGAAUCUCUUUCUGCCCUUAUGGCUAUAAAAAUUCCUAGACAUGUACUCUGCGAUGAACCAACAUCUAUAGAGCUUCACUCAUUUUGUGACGCCUCACAAAGCGCUUAUGGGGCAUGUGUAUACGCACGAUCAAUAAAUUCUGGCAAUAUUGUCACUGUGAGGUUGCUAUGUGCCAAGUCCAAGAUAGCACCUACUAAGCCCACUACCAUUCCACGCUUGGAGCUAUGUGCCGCACUCCUAGCUUCCAGGCUGUGCAAGGCGGUCAGAGAUGCUCUACGAAACAUACAAAUAAAUAUGACUGAUUUGAGUAAAGAUGCUUUCAUUAUGACAUUCAGACGCUUUGUGGCGCGACGUGGUAGGCCAACGGAAGUAUUCUGCGACAAUGGUCGCAAUUUUGUAGCUGGUGCUAAAGAAUUAAAUAAUUUCCUUAAUAUGAACGCAGAUGCUUUAUCUGAUUUUGCAAGUGGGGAGGGAAUUAAAUUCAUUUUUUCUCCUUCUUACGCUCCUCAUUUUGGCGGCAUCUGGGAGGCCGGCGUAAAAUCGGCUAAGUAUCACCUAAAACGGGUAAUGGGUAAUUCUCAUUUAACAUUUGAAGAGUUAUCUACUCUCUUUGCGCAAGUAGAGUCCAUCCUUAAUAGUCGUCCUCUUUAUCCAAUGUCCUCAACCCCCGAUGACCUCCUUUGCCUUACCCCUGGUCAUUUUCUGAUUGGCCGGGCUCUCACCGCUAUUCCGUCGCCUUCGCUUGAAGACCACAACAUCGACAACCUACGACGGUACCAGCGGAUACAACACCUCCAUCAACAUUUUUGGCGUCGAUGGCAGCGUGAAUACAUCGCUGAGCUACAGCAACGCUGCAAGUGGAAGGUUGACAAUACCAGUCUCAACAUUGGAGACCUGGUUCUUCUAAAAGAGGAUAACUCUCCUCCCUUAUGCUGGAGACUAGGACGAGUGACAAGAUUAUUUCCUGGCUCGGAUGGGAUUUCCCGAGUUGCAGAUGUGAAGACUCAGCGUGGCGUCGUGCGGCGACCACUAGUUCGGCUGUGUCCUCUACCUUCGGCUGAUAAACUGGAUAUGUAG